Messenger RNA from Salarias fasciatus (jewelled blenny), 1986 nucleotides. It is a transcript of the gene kcnk6, whose product is annotated as potassium channel, subfamily K, member 6. Gene Ontology annotation, biological process: potassium ion transmembrane transport; stabilization of membrane potential. Lineage: Eukaryota; Metazoa; Chordata; Actinopteri; Blenniiformes; Blenniidae. Bases 141 to 1097 code for a protein of 318 amino acids. The transcript is spliced from 3 exons. Gene Ontology annotation, molecular function: outward rectifier potassium channel activity; potassium ion leak channel activity. The record is from RefSeq and is a predicted model, not a curated record. Gene Ontology annotation, cellular component: plasma membrane.
UGUGGGAGGAGGAUGCCCUGACUGGGACGGCCCCCUGAAAGGUUCCCGGGCUGAGAGGCGGCAGCAGGUGAUCAGACCGCAGCGGCAGCGGCGGCAGAGGGUCGCUGCUCCUUCUCUCUCCUUCCUCCUCCUCCUCCGACAUGCACUCCGUGGGGAAGUCCUGGCUGCUGCUCACCGGCUUCAUCGUCUUCUACAUCAUCUACCUGCUGUUCGGGGCGCUGGUGUUCUCCAGCCUGGAGCGGCCGGUGGAAGAGCGGCUGCGGGCCGACAUGGAGCUGCUGAAGCGGGACUUUCUCAACCAGAGCUGCGUCUCCUCCGCGGCUCUGGACGCCUUCCUGCUCAAAGUGCUCUCGGCCAACAAGUUCGGCGUGUCAGCGCUCCGGAACGAGUCCUCCGGGUCCAGCUGGGACCUGGCCUCCUCCAUGUUCUUCGCCAACACUCUGGUCACCACCGUGGGCUACGGUCACACCACGCCGCUGUCCGACGCCGGGAAGCUCUUCUCCAUCUUCUACGCCCUGAUCGGCGUUCCCUUCACUAUGCUGGUGCUGACGGCGUGCGUGCAGCGGCUCAUGCAGCCGCUGGUGGCGGCCCCGGUGGGCCUCCUGCGGCGCUCGGGCCUGGAGCGGCGGCCCGCCACCGCCGUGCACUUCCUGCUGCUGCUGCUGCUGGUGGUGCUCUGCUUCUUCAUGGCGCCGGCCGCCGUCUUCAGCCUGCUGGAGGCGUCCUGGUCCUUCCUGGACGGCGUCUACUUCUGCUUCAUCUCGCUGUGCACCAUCGGCCUCGGGGACUUGGUGCCGUCGACCUCGCCGGGGCAGAAGUACCGACCGCUGUACCAGGUCUCCGUCAUGGUCUACCUGUUCCUGGGCCUGAUGAUGAUGUACCUCCUGCUGCGCACCUUCCACAAGAUGGCCGACCAGCAUGGCCUGACCGCCUUCCUGCAGCUGCCACGCUGCGAAGAGUCGGAGCCGGGCGAGGAGCGCGAGCCCAUCGUGGACGACGAGCGACUGCCUCUGCCGCCGCCGUUGUCGGAGAAGGACGUCAUCAAGCCGCAGGAGUCGGGAUCGCAGCCGUCCUACAACUCCAUCAACAGGGGCUGAGCGGCCGGACGCCGGGUGUCCCGUCAUCCAUCGCCGCCGCUGGGCUGAAUCUGCACUCUUGUCUCCAUUUCCGUCCCCUCUUGCUCUCCAGAGCCUCCAGACGUGGUCCUCAUUCAGUCUCUGGGAGGACCGGCACAUGGGUCCAGGGGUCGUCGCCGGCCUGGUUUCCCUCGUGCACACUGGUGUCACUGCGGUGCUGCCGCAGCCUCCGGAUCGCACAUCGAACGGCUCGAGCCGAUCGAACCUCGGACGGAUGUUGAACUUUAUCUCCCGGAUCACUUCCUGCUGCGGGUUCAGGACUGACGGAGGUCUUUUGCUCUCUUACAGCCCUCUGUUUUCACGGGAGCACGUCGUGGCCAGGAGGCCUCCACCCUCUUCACACCACCACCCAGCCUGGUUGGAGCGAGAGAAGCUAAAUUAUUUAAAAUGCUGACCAUCUCCUCCACUGGGGACACCUUUGUACAUCUAAUUGUUGAGUAACGUGGUAUUUAUUGAAUUAGAUCCUAAUCCGGGUCACAAACCGCCAGUUCACCCUUAAUCCCUGUACUGUGCUGCCCCCUGCUGGCCCUGUGUGUGUAGUGCAGCAUCCUAAUGAAGUAAAAAGGAUUUCAAGAUGGGAAGAAUCAGACGUUUCAGCCCAGAAAGUGUUGAAAUGAAGACUGAAGGCAUGAUUGACUUUUAAUGACGAACCAAAUGACAAUCGCGGCCGUCCGAGUUUGAGGAUUUCUGUGUCUGACAGAUGUUUAAUGCUCUAAAAGCACUUUAAUGUUGAAGUUGGAGUCAAAUAAAGGUUAAAUGUAUCAGAUACUGUUAAAAGGAAGAGUGCUCUGUCCAGUUUAGUAUGUUGUUUAGUGCUAUUAGUUUAAAAUGUAUUCAUAAAUAAAGUGUU